UAAUUAUUUUUUAUUUUAAUAAUGGCAAGAAGAGGUCAAUAACCACCACCAUAAUAACAAUAAGCUCCACCAACUCAAAAAAAUUAAGCAGGAAAAUUCAACCCUGCUGAGUUUGUGAAACCAGGAUUGACAGAAGAAGAGGUUUUGGAAAUUAAGGAGGCUUUUGACUUAUUUGAUACAGAUGGUACUUAAUCUAUUGACCCAAAGGAAUUAAAGGCUGCUAUGACAUCAUUGGGAUUCGAAGCCAAAAAUCAAACAAUCUAUUAAAUGAUUAGCGAUUUGGAUACAGAUGGAAGUGGUCAAAUCGAUUUUGCUGAAUUUUUGAAAUUAAUGACAGCAAGAAUUAGUGAAAGAGAUUCUAAAGCUGACAUUCAAAAAGUCUUCAAUCUUUUUGAUUCAGAAAGAGCUGGUGUUAUCACUUUGAAGGAUCUCAGAAAAGUAGCAAAAGAAUUAGGAGAAACAAUGGAUGACUCCGAAUUAUAAGAGAUGAUUGACAGAGCUGAUUCUGAUGGGGAUGCUUAAGUGACAUUCGAAGAUUUCUAUAAUAUAAUGACCAAAAAGACAUUUGCAUGAUUCAAAUCAAUAACACAUAUAAUAUAACAUAAAUAUAUCAAUCUUAUUGAUGAUAAAUAUAAAAGAAAA
Messenger RNA from Paramecium tetraurelia, 642 nucleotides. RefSeq lists its product as uncharacterized. The record is from RefSeq and is a predicted model, not a curated record. Gene Ontology annotation, cellular component: centrosome; centriole. Gene Ontology annotation, molecular function: calcium ion binding. The transcript is spliced from 3 exons. NCBI's taxonomy places the organism in Eukaryota, Ciliophora, Oligohymenophorea, Peniculida, Parameciidae. Gene Ontology annotation, biological process: centriole replication; mitotic cell cycle.